Babjeviella inositovora NRRL Y-12698 is the source of this 378-nucleotide messenger RNA. RefSeq lists its product as uncharacterized. The annotation marks the transcript as partial. The record is from RefSeq and is a predicted model, not a curated record. The transcript is spliced from 2 exons. NCBI's taxonomy places the organism in Eukaryota, Fungi, Ascomycota, Pichiomycetes, Serinales.
ACAAUUACGUCUUGUUCGGACAACAAGUGCCACACCAUUGUGUCCACUUCUACUCCAGCUACCGGUACUGAAGUCACCCUGACAGUUACUGUUUCCGAGGGCCUGACCGUGGUUGUCACAAUUACGUCUUGUUCGGACAACAAGUGCCACACCAUUGUGUCCACUUCUACUCCAGCCUCGGUGAUAACAUCUGCUCCAAGCCAAAGUUUGACGACUGAAACCAAGACAGUUACAUCAUGUGCCAACGGAAACUGCAACGUUGUUACGUUGACCACCACCUACUGUCCUGAGCUGACGUUACUGACUAGUUACACAACUGAAAUCAGAACAAUUACGUCUUGUGCGAAUGGAAACUGCAACGUUGUGACCUUGACCACC